Mustela lutreola (European mink) is the source of this 4046-nucleotide messenger RNA. It is a transcript of the gene EPS8, whose product is annotated as epidermal growth factor receptor pathway substrate 8. Gene Ontology annotation, biological process: regulation of Rho protein signal transduction; Rho protein signal transduction; positive regulation of ruffle assembly. Lineage: Eukaryota; Metazoa; Chordata; Mammalia; Carnivora; Mustelidae. Gene Ontology annotation, cellular component: vesicle; ruffle membrane; plasma membrane. The record is from RefSeq and is a predicted model, not a curated record. Bases 368 to 2884 code for a protein of 838 amino acids. The transcript is spliced from 23 exons. Gene Ontology annotation, molecular function: actin binding.
CGCGCGGCUGGCUUUGGCGGCGAGCGGGUGAGCGGGCGGGCAGCUCCAGACUUCACAGGCGGCGGCGGGCGCGGCGGUCUUGCCCAGCGCGAGACCGGCGCUGUGCUCGCCCGGGAGAUCGCUGCUCUCCAGCCGGGCGCCGACCGCCGCUUUGAGGCUCGCGGGGGGAUUGGAAGGGCGUGGUCCCGGUCGGGGGCUUUCUCCCGGCCGCCGCCUGCCUCGUCCCGCCUCGAGGCGCCUCCGGGGAAAGCCACGGCCCCGAGGGCGGAUCCGAGGUUAUUUUUAACACUGCUCUCAUUGGACUGAAGUAGAAGCAUAAGAAUUGGAGCAUAUUUUCAUUUUUAAGAACCCAGGACUGAAAACCACAAUGAAUGGUCAUAUUUCUAAUCAUCCCAGUGGUUUUGGAAUGUAUCAAGCUCAAAUGAAUGGCUAUGGAACAUCACCCACCUUUUCCCAAAUGGACAGAGAGCACAGUUCAAAAACAAGUGCAAAGGCCCUUUAUGGAACAGAUGGAUCAUACUUCUUCAGGUCAUCAUCCAAACAAAAGAAGAAAGAACAAAGGAAGAAUUAUGCUCGGGACAGUGUCAGCAGUGUGUCCGAUAUAUCCCAAUAUCGUGUCGAACACUUGACUACCUUUGUUCUGGAUCGGAAAGAUGCUAUGAUAACUGUUGAUGAUGGAAUAAGGAAGCUGAAAUUGCUCGAUGCCAAGGGCAAAGUGUGGACCCAGGAUAUGAUUCUUCAAGUGGACGACAGAGCUGUGAGCCUGAUUGAUUUGGAAUCAAAGAAUGAACUAGAGAAUUUUCCUUUAAGCACAAUCCAGCACUGCCAAGCUGUGAUGCAUUCCUGUAACUAUGAUUCAAUUCUUGCCCUGGUGUGCAAAGAGCCAACUCAAAACAAGCCAGAUCUUCAUCUUUUCCAGUGUGAUGAGAUUAAGGCAAACCUCAUUAGUGAAGACAUUGAGAGUGCAAUCAGUGACAGUAAAGGAGGGAAACAGAAGAGGCGGCCAGAAGCCCUGAGGAUGAUUUCCAAAGCAGACCCUGGUAUACCGCCUCCACCAAGAGCUCCUGCCCCGGUGCCCCCUGGGACCGUUACCCAGGUGGAUGUUCGUAGUCGGGUGGCAGCCUGGUCUGCAUGGGCCGCUGACCAAGGGGACUUUGAGAAACCAAGGCAGUACCAUGAGCAGGAGGAACCACCAGAGAUGAUGGCGGCCCGAAUUGACAGAGACGUGCAAAUAUUAAACCAUAUUUUGGAUGACAUUGAAUUUUUUAUCACAAAACUCCAAAAAGCAGCUGAAGCAUUUUCUGAGCUUUCUAAAAGGAAGAAAAGUAAGAAAGGUAAAAAGAAAGGACCAGGAGAGGGUGUUUUAACUCUGCGAGCAAAACCUCCCCCUCCUGAUGAGUUCAUUGACUGUUUACAAAAGUUUAAACAUGGAUUUAACCUUCUGUCCAAACUGAAGUCUCACAUCCAGAAUCCGAGUGCUGCAGAUUUGGUUCAUUUUUUAUUUACUCCAUUAAAUAUGGUGGUGCAGGCAACAGGAGGUCCUGAACUAGCCAGUUCGGUACUCAGCCCCCUACUGACUAAGGACACAAUUGAUUUCUUAAAUUAUACUGUCAACAAUGAUGAAAGACAGCUGUGGAUAUCACUGGGAGAAACUUGGAUGAAAGCCAGAGCAGAGUGGCCAAAAGAGCAGUUCAUUCCACCAUAUGUCCCACGGUUCCGCAAUGGUUGGGAGCCCCCCAUGCUGAACUUCAUGGGAGCCCCAAUGGAACAAGAUCUUUAUCAGCUGGCCGAGUCUGUGGCAAAUGUAGCAGAACAUCAGCGCAAACAGGAGACGAAAAGAUUAUCCACAGAGCAGUCCGGUGUGUCAGAGUAUCCUCCAGCAGAUGGUUAUGCGUUCAAUAACAUGUACACAAGAGGGCCCCAUCUGGACCAAGGGGAAGCAGCUGUGGCUUUUAAGCCAACUCCUAAUCGCCACGUAGAUAGAAAUUAUGAACCACUCAAAGCACAACCCAAGAAAUAUGCCAAAUCCAAGUAUGACUUUGUGGCAAGGAACAACAGUGAGCUCUCUGUUCUAAAGGAUGAUAUUUUAGAGAUCCUUGAUGAUAGAAAGCAGUGGUGGAAAGUUCGAAAUGCAAGUGGAGACUCUGGAUUUGUGCCAAAUAACAUUUUGGAUAUUGUGAGACCUCCAGAAUCAGGAUUAGGGCGUGCUGAUCCACCUUACACGCAUACCAUACAGAAACAAAGGAUGGAGUAUGGUCCCCGACCAACUGACACUCCAUCUGCUCCGUCACCUCCUCCAACACCGGCUCCUGUUCCUGUCCCGCUUCCUCCUUCCACUCCAGCACCUGUUUCUGUGCCAAAGAUCCCGGCAAAUGUCACUCGUCAGAACAGCAGUUCCAGCGACAGCGGUGGCAGCAUCGUGCGAGAUAACCAGAGACACAAACAACUUCCCGUGGACCGAAGGAAAUCUCAGAUGGAGGAAGUGCAGGACGAGCUCAUCCACAGACUGACCAUCGGUCGGAGCGCCGCCCAGAAGAAGUUCCACGUGCCACGGCAGAAUGUGCCAGUUGUCAAUAUCACGUAUGACUCCACACCAGAAGAUGUGAAGACAUGGUUACAGUCGAAGGGGUUCAGCCCUGUGACUGUCAAUAGUCUUGGAGUAUUAAAUGGUGCACAACUUUUCUCUCUCAACAAAGAGGAAUUGAGGACAGUCUGCCCUGAAGGGUCCAGAGUCUUUAGCCAAAUCACUGUACAAAAAGCUGCAUUAGAGGAUAAUAGUGGCAGCUCCGAGUUGCAAGAGAUCAUGCGAAGACGGCAGGAGAAAAUCAGUGCCGCGGCCAGUGAUUCAGGAGUGGAGUCUUUUGAUGAGGGGAGCAGUCACUAAUUUGUCUUUAAACUCCAUUUAAAUCUGUGGCAUUAUUCCAAUGUGCUUUGUUUUAAGAAGCCAUGAAGGGAAUGUCAGAUUCUUAUUUCUCGGAAUCCCUAAGUUAUGGCCAUAAAGAAACAAUGCAAACAUAAAGUAAGCAGAGGCCCAUUAUUUUUAUUAAAACUGAAUAAUUUAAAUAGAUGUUUUGCCCUCGGGGAAGAUUUUUGCCUGCUUUACCAAGGUGAGGGUUCUUUUAUUGGAUUAAUUAUUUCAACCCCUAUCUCAGUAUGUAAGCAGGCACCUUCUGACAGUGGUGAAUUUAUUUACUGCAGCAAAACAAAGGUAUUUCCCGUGAUUUAAAAUCUAAAUAAUUUAAGUUUUCCCCAUGACCCUGGUGUCUGUCAUUCAGAGCAUAGCUUACUUUAGAGUAGCCUCUGCUUACUGAGGUCUCUUCUUUGACAUACUCAAUGAUAGAAUAUUUAGAUUUAUUUAAAGUUCUUCAUGCCAACCGUUUUUGUUUUUGUUUUUGUUUUUUAAAUCAAAACAUUUAAUGAACUGUAGAAUACAACAAGGCCUUGGACAUGCAAAUACAGAUUUAUGGAGCAUUUCCAAGACAAGUCACUUGUCAUGGCUCUGUUGAUCACAAUUCCUUGUAUGGCCUGUAUUUUGAUUUAGUUUAUGUUCCGCUUAUUAUCUAUACUGUGUUCUUAUAUAUGAGAAAGCACAAGUGGAAGAGAGGUCAGAUGCAGUCAAAAUGCGUCCCAGAAGGUAGCCCGCAUUGGUGUGCGUUACAGUGUUUUCCUUAAUGAAGGCCUCAGUUCUGAAUAUUGAUAAGAGUAGUUAAAUGGAUAUUGGGGCCACUUCAUGUGUUUAUCUGUGUCAAGUUUUUCUGGUAAUAAGAAACACUUAAUUUACACAUAUUUUAAUCCUGUGAAAGAUUCUAGAUAGAGAAAAGAAAGAUACUUAACCUUCAACAAAUGUUAUUUUUGGAAACACAAUUUUUGUCAUUAAAUGUUAUAUUAUUUCACAUAUAUAAAACAGAUGUUAUGUAAGAAUGUUGUAUAUUUUAACAUAAAUCCAUUUAGAGAGAUUAUCUAGAUUCAUUAAUUUUCAUAGUGCCUUUUUCACAUGAGUCAGCUGGAGAGUCUGCAAUAAACAGUAUUUGCUGUAUGGUAAUAAA